AUGGUUGUCGCUCGGGGAUUUCAGAGAUGGCUGGCCAUCUUCGCCACAGCGCUGACCUUCUUGUGCUCGAGAACAGCGGCUCAGACUAUUGCACCGUCCAACACCACACACGAUCUCCUUCCCUUCUCGUCCUCCCCUAGAUUCAUCCUGAAUGGCACCGAGUUUGCCGAUCUGCCUGAGAUACAGAUGGCACCAUUGGGUCCUUAUGCGCAAAUGUCACAUCAAGGUUUUGUGCAAAUUCGAGUGCAAGGACAUCUGGUCAAUAUCGAUGCCUCCAACGCCAACGACAUUGCAGACGUGGAUCAGUUUUCCUAUAUUUCCUGCGAUCCAGAAGAUUAUCCUAACAACUUGGAUGCCAGCGAAGUCUUUCGCAUUGUGGUGAACUCACCAAGGGCGAACAUCGUCAUCCUAUACAGCGAGACAAGCGACCAUUGCAUUGCGACAGGCCUGGACGGGCUCCCGACAAUCGGAGGAAUCUUGACCACCACCGACAGCGCCACCGCAUCCAGGUUGGCGAGGCUGGACCUGACACAAGAAAGCUCCGGCACAGCCACGAUCCUCCCAGAUCUGACGUCUUACACCAAUUCCUCUGCGCCUGGGUUCAACGGGAACGGUGGCAUUGGCCAAUCCCCGACAACUGCAGUUGCCAUGAUCAUUUUGUAUUCGAUUACCGGCAUUAUCACCGCUCUCUUCGUUGUCAUUAUUGUCACCGGUGCCAUCCGGGCGCACAGACAUCCUGAAAGGUACGGGCCUCGAAACAUCGCGGGCAGAGGGAGACAGAGUCGCGCAAAGGGUAUUGCACGUGCCAUGCUCGAGACCCUCCCGAUCGUCAAGUUCGGUGAUCAUCAAGACCUUCCCGCUGCCAAACCAACGGAAGGAUCAGACAUUGAAAUGAAUGCUGGAAAUACCCCCGGGGGCGAUGGCCACCAUCCGGAUUCAAACAACAAAGCCGUGGCUGGAGAGGUUGUCACUUCCGAAUCCAGCAGCGACCGAGCGGCAGCAGUGAUCGCCACCAACAACCCAGACGGCACCGAUGCAGAAGGUCAACUGGGCUGUUCGAUAUGUACCGAGGAUUUCAAGAAGGGAGAGGAAGUGCGUGUAUUGCCGUGUAACCACAAAUUCCAUCCUGACUGCAUUGACCCAUGGCUUCUCAAUGUCAGCGGAACGUGUCCGCUGUGUCGAAUCGAUCUGAGACCGCAGACUCAAGAGAUUGAAGGAGAGGAACGGAGAGGUUCGACCGCCACAGCGGACCAGGAUGGCCAAUUCCCACCGCCACUCCCUCCUGCUAGGCCCGCCGACACCAACGGCAGUCCCCAACGAGGGGGACGAAGGGAAACCGUCUCCAACCUUCGACACCUGGCGUCCGGGUCUCGAGACGAGCGCAUUGCAGCGCUGAGGCGGUUACGGCAGGAGACUCUGCGAUCCAACCGUCCGACAAACGAUGAAGAGCGGUCUGGUCUAGCCAGGAGGUUCCGAGAAAGAUUCCGAAUCCGAACUGAAAGGCGUGAUGCCACGACCGAAUGA
Molecule: messenger RNA, 1524 nt
Organism: Fonsecaea nubica
Lineage: Eukaryota; Fungi; Ascomycota; Eurotiomycetes; Chaetothyriales; Herpotrichiellaceae
Exons: 1
Coding region: 1-1524 (507 amino acids)
Source: RefSeq, a predicted model, not a curated record